This is a messenger RNA of Cololabis saira (Pacific saury), 2757 nucleotides long. RefSeq names its product kelch-like family member 13 (gene klhl13). The record is from RefSeq and is a predicted model, not a curated record. Gene Ontology annotation, molecular function: cullin family protein binding; ubiquitin-protein transferase activity. Gene Ontology annotation, biological process: regulation of cytokinesis; protein ubiquitination. NCBI's taxonomy places the organism in Eukaryota, Metazoa, Chordata, Actinopteri, Beloniformes, Belonidae. The transcript is spliced from 7 exons. Gene Ontology annotation, cellular component: Cul3-RING ubiquitin ligase complex. Bases 210 to 2177 code for a protein of 655 amino acids.
GUGCUGCUGCUGCUAAAGUCACAACCCUGACAGUAGCCUGCACUGCCUUUUGCAAGUGUAUUUGUGUAGCUGCUGGUGCCACCGCUGCCGCCCCCCACCCCCCCUUAAAUGGUGUGGGCAGAGUGGGAUGGAAGAUUGCAUCGGAAACCUUUUCAUGGAAAUGGUCUUUGCUGUUGGUACUGCUGUAACACCAUUUUGGUGACAACAACAUGCCGUUGAAAUGGAAAAGCGGUUCUCCUGUCAGCUGGAAAUUCCCAGUGCCAGUUCUUAAGACAUCCAGGUCCUCACCCCUUUCGCCUGCCUACAUAUCUCUGGUGGAGGACGACGACGCUCACAUGAAAGUGGCUCUGGGCUAUGGUGACAUGGGCAUUUCUGCUCAUCUUCAGGCAUCCAAGACUGGAAACACUCGCUUUUUCACAAGCAACACACACAGCUCAGUGGUUCUUCAGGGAUUUGACCAGCUCAGAAUAGAAGGUUUGCUAUGUGACGUGACGCUGGUGGCUGGCGAUGGCGACGAGGCGUUCCCCGUGCACCGGGCCAUGAUGGCGUCCUCCUCAGACUACUUCAAAGCCAUGUUCACAGGUGGGAUGAAAGAGCAGGAUUUGAUGUGCAUCAAACUUCACGGAGUGAACAGAAUAGGCCUGAAAAAGAUCAUUGACUUCAUCUACACGGCAAAGUUGUCCCUCAACAUGGAGAACCUGCAAGAUACUCUUGAGGCUGCCAGCUUCUUACAGAUUCUUCCUGUGCUGGACUUUUGCAAGGUUUUUCUCAUUUCUGGGGUUUCUCUCGACAACUGCGUAGAGGUGGGACGCAUUGCCAACACAUACAACCUGACAGAGGUGGACAAAUACGUCAACAACUUCAUCCUGAAGAACUUCCCCUCCUUGCUGGGCACAGGAGAGUUUGUGAAGCUGCCCUUUGAACGCUUGGCCUUCGUGCUGUCCAGCAACAGCUUGAAGCACUGCUCUGAGCUGGACCUGUUCAAAGCCGCGUGCCGCUGGCUGCGUUACGAAGACGCUCGCAUGGACUACGCCGCAAAGCUCAUGAAGAACAUCCGCUUCCCCCUCAUGAACCCCCAGGAGCUCAUCAAUCACGUGCAGACGGUGGACUUCAUGCGCACGGACAACACCUGCGUCAACCUCCUGCUGGAAGCUAGCAAUUACCAAAUGAUGCCCUACAUGCAGCCGGUCAUGCAGUCUGAACGGACAGCCAUUCGCUCGGACAGCGCCCACCUGGUCACCCUGGGGGGCGUCCUGCGCCAGCAGCUCGUGGUGAGCAAGGAGCUGCGCCUCUUCGACGAGAAGGCUCACGAGUGGAAGGCCCUGGCCCCCAUGGACGCACCGCGGUACCAGCACGGCAUCGCCGUCAUCGGGAACUUUCUCUAUGUUGUGGGUGGCCAAAGCAACUACGACACCAAAGGCAAAACGGCAGUGGACACUGUAUUCCGGUACGACCCUCGCUACAACAAAUGGAUGCAGGUGGCAUGCCUUAAUGAGAAACGGACCUUCUUCCACCUCAGUGCACUCAAGGGACACCUGUACGCCGUCGGGGGGAGGAACGCUGCCGGGGAGCUCGCUACUGUGGAGUGCUACAACCCAAGGACAAAUGAAUGGACUUAUGUUGCCAAAAUGAACGAGCCACAUUAUGGUCACGCUGGGACGGUGUACGGCGGUUAUAUGUAUAUUUCAGGUGGAAUCACUCACGACACUUUUCAGAAGGAGCUGAUGUGCUUCGACCCGGACGCAGACAAAUGGACUCAGAAGGCGCCCAUGACAACGGUGCGCGGCCUGCACUGCAUGUGCACGGUGGGCGACCGCCUGUACGUGAUCGGGGGCAACCACUUCCGCGGCACCAGCGACUACGACGACGUGCUGAGCUGCGAGUACUACUCCCCCGCCCUGGACCUGUGGACGCCCAUCGCCGCCAUGCUGCGGGGGCAGAGCGACGUGGGCGUGGCCGUGUUCGAGAACAAGAUCUACGUGGUGGGCGGAUACUCCUGGAACAAUCGCUGCAUGGUGGAGAUCGUACAGAAGUACGACCCGGAGAAAGACGAAUGGCACAAAGUGUUCGACCUGCCCGAGUCGUUGGGCGGGAUUCGAGCCUGCACCCUCACAGUUUUCCCCCCUGAGGAUAUCUCGGGCUCGCCCUCCAGAGAAUCGCCCCUCUCAGCACCUUGAUGAGUAAAAGGGGGGUGGUGGCCAUGUUUUUUGCUCAUACCCCCUUUCCCCCUUCCCCCUUACAACUUCCUCAACAAACACACUUUAUAGACAUUGUUUGCACUUCCUUUUUUGGACAAUAUCCGUACUGCAUCGCUAAGUACGUACGCCCCAGUCCACGUCCCCCAAAGCUGUGCAGAGACUCCUCCCCGAGUGAUUACUUAGUGACACGGUUGGCAACCUAAUUACAUCUUAAUGUUGCAUAUUUGGUAUAUUUUGGCAGGAAAUACCUUGACUUGAAACAUGACUUUGCAAAUCAACUUUUCUACCUGAUGUCUUCAGAGUUUUCUUAUGUGUCGUUUCCUCUGGUGUUCUACCUAGAGAUGUUGACUAUGAUGACUCUUCUAGUGUCUGCUGGGUUAAAUCCAAGCCAAGAGAGUUGAAGUAUAGGAACGGAUGAGCUCCCAAACAGAUGGUUUUUGUUUUUUUUUUAAACUCAGGGGUUGGCCCCAUAGACAUAUAUACGUAGACGCCCCAUCGAGUGUUCUUGCCCGCUGCUGCGAUACGUCAACGACGCCGCCAUAUUGGAUGAGGCAAGACU